This is a messenger RNA of Rhodofomes roseus, 571 nucleotides long. RefSeq lists its product as uncharacterized. The record is from RefSeq and is a predicted model, not a curated record. The transcript is spliced from 2 exons. NCBI's taxonomy places the organism in Eukaryota, Fungi, Basidiomycota, Agaricomycetes, Polyporales, Fomitopsidaceae. Bases 64 to 522 code for a protein of 152 amino acids.
CGGACAGCCUCCACCUUCACAUGGUUGAACAGCGUGUCGAGGAACCGGCAAAAUCUCAAUUCAAUGGUGUCCCAAACACAAAUCCGACAGUAUUACAGAGCGCGCGCGAAGGCACGUCCACAUUCCGACCCCAAGCCGUCCGUCAUAUUCUUUGAGAUCGACAGCCGACUCCGUGACGAUACCUCGGCUUCAAAAAAACCUGCAAAAGGCAAGUUUAAGGCUGCGAAUACCAACUUACCGGCAGGCGAUGGGGACGUUGAUGACGGUAUGAUGCACCCGUGGCUCGACGACAAGCUGGAUCACUGCGGCAGCGCGGCGAUGUUCGACGUCGAGUGUUACGUUGAUCUGGACCGGUCGGAGUUGCUGGGUAUGUUAUCCAGCGAUCCUGUUGACCCGGAGGAGGAGAUCGAGGCGCACCCGGCGGCUGGGACCUCGGCGCCGUCGCGAAAGGGUGGACCUGCCUCAGAGCCAGCCAAGAAGUCGGACGAACCGGUGGACUGGACGUUCAAAUUGACUCUAUAAGCUCUCUGUAGUUAUGUUUUAAACGUAAUAAACCGUUUUUUACACGCUC